Molecule: messenger RNA, 231 nt
Organism: Cetraspora pellucida
Lineage: Eukaryota; Fungi; Glomeromycota; Glomeromycetes; Diversisporales; Gigasporaceae
Source: the annotation of a GenBank genome assembly
AUGCAACCAUCCUCUAAACACCAAAGUGAUGAAAAAUUUGAUCGUGAUGAUGAAAAUAAUUAUAGAAUUCAAGUUGGUGCCAUUUUUCCAAACUGGGAAUCUCUUGAGAAUGCAUUAAAAAUAUAUGAGCUGGAGGUUGGGUUUAAGAAUUCCAAAGAGCAUCAAUCUAAAAAAAAUAUCAAUGAUGUGAAUUAUAGGAAAAGAGAAUCUAAGAAAGUUGAAUGCCUAUAG